UCCUGCUCUACCCUGUUCUGGAAGAAUCUCCCUCAGAGUUUGUUUUAUUGGAGUCUGUCUGUAAUAUUUCACAGGAAUGCUGUCGAUUAUUGUCGUGGUGAAUCUCCUCAUAGAGACUGCAGUGUCGUUCACUGUAGGGGUUCCUGGUGAUCCUAUAGCGGCUCAUGUGGGAUCCACAGUGAUUCUUCCCUGCUGGAUCUCUCCUCCUGAGAACGCUGAAGCUCUGGAGAUCCGCUGGUACCGUCGUGAUCAGUUCCGCAACCCUGUUCUGCUCUAUAAUCAUGGGAAGAUCCAAGACGUCCAGGAGGAAACGUACAGGAACCGAACCUCUUUGGCUCUGCGGUCAGAUCAGUCUGGUGGACUGAAGGAUGGAGACGUCUCUCUACGGCUGGACAAACUCAGAGUACAAGAUGAUGGUUCUUUUCGCUGUUACGUGAGUGGAGAAAGUUCAUAUGGGAGUGAAGAGGUGGUUCUCAAAAUCACUGGUAAGCAAGCAUCUACACCUUAUUUGAUGGUUUCACUCAUCGGUUCUGGCUCCAGGCUGGUGAUAGCCCUCAUCUUCGGCUUGGACACGCAGCCUAGGCUUCUGAGGAAGCCUCCCAGCAUCAGGGCUCUCCGUCCUGGAGGAUCGUCUCACAGUCGUGGAGCAGAUGAGAUGUUCUCUGUCCACAGCUGGACGGCCGUCUCUCUCUCAGACGCUCAACUGGUCUCAUGUUCAGUCUCUCUCAGAACUGGAGAAGUAAAAGAAGGAAGACUGAACAUACAGGGCAUCGUGUCUUCAGAUCCAUCAGGUUCAUGGAAGGCUCUUUUCCUCACUUUUCUCAUCUGUGCUCUUCUGGGUUCGGUUGUGUUCAUCCUCUACAAAUACAGAGAGAAACUAACAGGGAAGAAACCAGCUAAAGAAAUUUGUGAGGAGGAAACUAUGGAGAGACUGACAAAAGAAGGAACAAAUGCAGAAGAACCGAAGAAAGUACCAGAUUGUGAGGAGGGAAUUCUGGAGAAACUGAGGAAAAAAGUUGUGGAAGACAUCAAUAUAGAGGAACUGAGGAAACAUGCAGUUGAGAUCACUAUUGACCGUGAGGCUUUACAUCCAGGUCUGAUGCUUUCUAAGGACUGUAAAAUGGUGAAGGAUCGUCCAGAAUAUAAACACACUGGAGAGGGAUUUCCAUUUGAAUUAUGUGCAUCUGGAGCCCAAAGAUUCACCUCUGGUCGUCACUAUUGGGAGGUAGAGCUGGCACUAGAACAUACAGCUCCCAAAAGCUUCUGGUUAAUCGGUGUGGUGAAACAUGGACAUUUUACUGCAAGAGACAGAUCUGCUUUAACUCCAUCAGCUGGUUUCUGGUUCUUGUGUUCAGACGGUCCUCAUGGCUUUUACACCAACACUGAUCCAUCGAUUAGCUUCUCACUGACACCGAGACCUGAGCGACUGGGAGUUCUGUUCGAUUAUGAUGAGGGUCUGCUGUCAUUUUACAACGUCACAGAGAGUAAACAUCUCCUGACCAUCAGCAGCAGAUUCUCUGGAUCAGUCGUUCCUCUCUUCAAUCCCGGUGUUGGUGAUCUGAGUCCACUUAGAAUCCUGGAUUGUCCAAAACUUGUAGAAUCAGCUGCAGAGUCCAGUGAUAAUCCCAAACCUGUAGAAUCAGCUGUAAAGUCCAGACAGCCUUUAAUAACAGCUCAGAAAGCCUGACUAAUGCAGUUUAAACAGAAGGAUGUAUAUACAAUAAAAUAACAUCUUACACCUACAAACUACAGAAAUCUAUUAAGAUGUAGUAUGGUGCUGGGAACAUCAAGCUCAUGGGUUUGUUUCCUAGUAAUCAUGUGUACUUCUAAAACAUACAACUUGAACACAGCAUCAUCAAUUCAACCAAAAGUCAAUUUAUGACAACUUCAUCCGAUCUUACAAUGUCACAAGCGCUGCACAUCUGAAUCCUCCUGGACUACAUCAACGUACACACUAUAAUAAAUAACGGUUGACUUAAAAUAAAUCUGUUUUAAGAUACACAUUUGUUUAAGAAGAGCAGAUGAUUAGACAAAUACAGUCUCACAGCAACACAAGACAAAACUGCAGCAAAAAACAUGAACCAACACCAUCAGCCAUAAAACAAUGAAUCAUGGACAAUCAUAUAGUUUCGCUCAUAACACUGCAGGUUAUAGGCAGACAUUAAAUUAAUACAAUUAUAAUGGCAACACUUUUACAAUAAGGUUUGAUUAGUUAACGUUAAUUAUUACACGGCUCUCUGGAAUACUUGAUUCUGAUUGGUCAGUCGCCACACGCUCAUCCAGGUAUGCAACUGCUGUCAUCCUGUACCUCAGUUAUUGGCUGUAUUUACUGUAAAUGACUUCACUGUUAAUAGUAAUGACGUUGAAGUGUUUGUCCUGUUGCUAGAACAAUUCUUUUGAACACUGUCAUGGAUUUAAGAUAAUAAACG
Sinocyclocheilus grahami is the source of this 2429-nucleotide messenger RNA. Its product is annotated as butyrophilin subfamily 1 member A1-like. Gene Ontology annotation, biological process: regulation of cytokine production; T cell receptor signaling pathway. Gene Ontology annotation, cellular component: external side of plasma membrane. The transcript has 11 exons. Lineage: Eukaryota; Metazoa; Chordata; Actinopteri; Cypriniformes; Cyprinidae. The record is from RefSeq and is a predicted model, not a curated record. The coding region runs from base 77 to 1687 and encodes 536 amino acids. Gene Ontology annotation, molecular function: signaling receptor binding.